GUGACGUGUUUUAACUUUUGCAUAAUUUGAUAUAACCUCUUUGGUUAUAACGUUAUUAAUAAAUACUCACGCUGUUAUUUAUAUCGUUUUAAAAGUGAAAAUAUAGUAUUUCAAAGGGUUUUUCAUGGUUUUAGAUUGCAAUACUAAAACAUGGAGCAAAUAGAAUCAGUUUGGGAUUAUUUCAACAAAUGUAUUAGCAGCGAUAAUUAUAAACGGGCUCAGUGUAAAAUUUGCAAUAACAUAUACAGCCAUGCUACAACGAUAACGAACUUAAAAACCCAUUUAUUAAACAAACACGGUAAGAGUUUGAAAAGUUUGCCACGGCAACGGCGUAGCUCCAUUCAAUCUUCAAAUAAAAAACAUUGGGAUCACUUUACCAACGACGAGAGCGAUAGCAAGGUGGCCAUUUGCAAUUAUUGUCUGAACAAAUACUCGUAUAAAACUAGCAUUAACAAUUUAACUGCACAUUUGGCGAAAAAGCAUCCCGAUGUGUACGAAAAGCAUUUUGAAAAAAUUCCCGACUUGAAUGAAGUUUCCGAGGAAGUUUAUUUGGAAUGCGACGAUGACGAAUCUGACGAAUCAACAAAGUUUGCCAGCAAGGUGUCCAAGAUGCAUUCAGAAUUAGCUGAGCGCGAGGAUGAGGUUUCAGAUCUUCUUUUAAGAGAAGAAAACGACAAUAGCGACGUAUUCACGGAAGUGGUGUACCUCGACAACCAAGAUGAUCCAAGUUUAAACCGCAGCAAAAGGCGCACAAAAUGGCGGUCACAAUCAAAGAAGAUAUACAGAAGGCGACAGAGUGAUUCGUCGAGUGAAGAUAAGAAGAGUAAAGUUAAAAAGAGAAAGGUAUCAAACAAUAGUUCGUCGGAUGAUAAACAAAAGAAUGCAGCUCAAUCGGAUGAUGAAAUCGAGAAAUUUGCGAAUUAUAUCACGUGUUUAUUGAAAAAAAUGCCGCACAAUGUCAGUAGGAGAAUACAGAAGAAUAUCAUCAAUAUGAUUUUGACAACUGAUAUUGAAGAUGAACAGCAAAACGCGCCUAUGGUACAUAAUUUGGAAAUACUGAAAUCUGUUCCGUUGUCAGUUACCCAACCUGUUCCCGCGUACUUACCUAGUAUGAUACCAGUUACUUUGGAUACUGCUCUUUCUAAUAAUGUUUUGACGUCAAAGAAAGAUGAAGAAACAACCAAAAAUUCUAGCUUAAAUAUGGAAAAUCAAUCUGGCAACAGUAUCAGUGGUGAUAUUAAUAAUGAAAAUAUGUUGUGACAAUCAUUAAGAAAACUUUGUUAAUUUCCUUUAUAUAUUAGUUUCGAAUAAACUAUUUUGUAUACUACAAA
Plodia interpunctella (Indianmeal moth) is the source of this 1331-nucleotide messenger RNA. RefSeq lists its product as uncharacterized. The record is from RefSeq and is a predicted model, not a curated record. NCBI's taxonomy places the organism in Eukaryota, Metazoa, Arthropoda, Insecta, Lepidoptera, Pyralidae. Gene Ontology annotation, molecular function: DNA binding. The transcript is spliced from 3 exons. The coding region runs from base 151 to 1260 and encodes 369 amino acids.